Molecule: messenger RNA, 1687 nt
Organism: Aedes albopictus (Asian tiger mosquito)
Lineage: Eukaryota; Metazoa; Arthropoda; Insecta; Diptera; Culicidae
Gene: Adgf-C
Product: adenosine deaminase 2
Exons: 5
Coding region: 44-1543 (499 amino acids)
Biological process (GO): adenosine catabolic process; inosine biosynthetic process
Molecular function (GO): adenosine deaminase activity
Source: RefSeq, a predicted model, not a curated record
GGUGAGGUCAAACCAGUCUUUUCCGACUUCAUCAAGCGUGGAAAUGGGUUCCCCGGUGCUGUUUCUGGUCUGGUUUCCUCUGGUAAGCUGCAUUUCAAUCGAUUAUGCCACAAAACGUCACACCAUCUUGGCCGCGGAAAAACAGCUUUCCACCGGAGGUCAUGCUUUCCUCACGGUCAAGGAACUCAAGGCCGACGAAGUCCUCAUGACCCUCAAGAACAAAACCAUAACCGAAGGGGUUACCAACCCCAGCUCUUUCGCCCCAGCUAUGCACUUUUUCCAAGCCAAACCCCUCAUUGAUCAGAGCAGCAUUUUCAAAAUUGUUCGCGCCAUGCCAAAAGGUUCGGUCCUGCAUCUACACAACACGGCAGCGGUUACCGCCGAGUGGAUCAUCAAGAACCUCACCUACAGACCGGAGGCCAAGAUGUGCGAGUCCGAGGGAAACAUCUACUUCACCACUCGGAAAACUCCGUUCUGUCCGGAAGAAUCCCUGCAGUCCAUACAGACGCUUCGUACGAAAAACGGCUCGACGGAGGCCUUCGACACCUGGCUGGAGUCUCACAUCAACCUGAAAAAGGGCGACCCCGCGCUGAUGCACGCCGAUAUCAACACCGUGUGGGUGGAGUUCGAGAAGAUGUUCUCGGUGAUACGGGACUUUGUCAACUACCGGCCGUUCUUCGAAGCGUUCCACAUGCAGCUGCUGAAGGAGUUCUACGAAGAUAAUGUGCAGUAUAUGGAGUUGAGGAUGCCGCUGUCCAAGCUGUACGACACGGAUGGGAAAGCUUACGACGAAGCUCAGGUGGCUGGUAUUGUGACCAAUUUGAUCGAAACCUUCAAAGCCAGUCAUCCGGGCUUUGUGGGAGCCAAGAUCAUAUUCUCCAAGCAUCGGGGGGUCGACAGCGGAACGGCGCAGGAUCUGCUGAAGUCUUACGUGAAGUUGAACAAGGAGUUUCCAAAGCUGGUAGUUGGAUUCGAUCUCGUCGGUCAGGAGGACAUCAACCAACCUUUGACUAGCUUCCUGGACGAACUUCAGGAAUUCCGGAAAACUACGCCUUACUUCUUCCACGCUGGAGAGACGAAUGGUUACGGUAGCGAGGCAGAUCUCAAUCUGAUUGAUGCCAUCUUGCUGGACAGUCGACGUAUUGGACACGGCUUCUCGCUCUACAAACAUCCCGUUCUACGGAAGCUGGUCAAGUCGGAAGGGAUUGCUCUGGAGGUGUGUCCUUUGUCCAACCAGGUCCUACGGUUGGUGAACGAUCUGCGAAACCAUCCGGCUGUGUACUACGUAUCGGAGAGUAUACCCAUUGUGAUCUCGGCUGAUGAUCCGGGUUUUUGGGACAGCAAGGGUGUCAGCUAUGACUUCUACUAUGCGUUGAUGGCGAUUGCACCCAGCUCGACCGGGAUUGGAUUUCUCAAACAGAUUGUAUGGGAUUCAGUAAGGUACAGCUCCUUAACACCGGAGGAACGGACGGAGUAUUCAGAAAUACUCCAACCAAAGUGGGACCGAUUUCUAGAUGACCUCAUCGCUGGGAAGUUAUUCUAAAACGGCUUCUGGAAUACCAAUUAUCAUACCACACUACCAAUAUCACAAUUACAAUCACUGGGGUUGCCGUUUUUGCUGAAUGAAGUUCCUGCAGCAUAUCACAAUUUGGUCAUAGCACCGUCUGAACCCGUGUAUUCCACGUUC